Puccinia triticina is the source of this 564-nucleotide messenger RNA. RefSeq lists its product as uncharacterized. Bases 1 to 564 code for a protein of 187 amino acids. The transcript is spliced from 2 exons. The record is from RefSeq and is a predicted model, not a curated record. NCBI's taxonomy places the organism in Eukaryota, Fungi, Basidiomycota, Pucciniomycetes, Pucciniales, Pucciniaceae.
AUGGCGGGAGGACCCUCUCAAGCACGUCUCAAGUCACCUGAAAUAGAGGUCGUAUCGGGUCCUGCAAGAAAAUCAGUCGAGAAGCGCAAGCAUUCCCCAACACCAACUCAAACCGCGAAACCCGCCAAAGCAGCGAAGAAAACUACCAAAGCUCAACAACCUAAGCCAACACCUCAAUGGUCUGCUUCUGAAGAUGCUACUCUAAUUUCGAUCCUUGAAGGAAUACAAGCCAAUCGAUCGUGUCCUAUGAACCGCAUUGACAAAAGUGUCUGGCCCGAGGCAGCCGAGGAGUUUAACUCGUACGACACAGACCAUCCGAUGGAUAAGGAUGCUGCAGCUUGUAAAGCUCGCUUCAACGAACUGAAAAAAAUGUAUAGGACUUUCAAACGUUUAAAAAACAUGAGUGGUGGUGGUUGGCACGAAGGAAGCAAGCGAGUGAUAUUCGACCCAGCCUGGUGGGACGAAUGGGAUAAAGACGAUCCUAUUCUUGCUUUCCGCUAUAAAGGCUUUCCGAUCUUCGAAGACAUGUUUCAUCUGGUCGAAAGGGAUCCCGCCUACAGAUAG